UAUGUGUGUCCAUCUUCCUAAUUUCGUAUUUCGUAGACAGUGUGGGAGUGAGUGGUGAGGAAUAGGACUUGUUCCAUAUUUAAGGAAGUUCCUAUUCAUGCGUGGUUCACCAAGAUGUCAAAAGUUUUACAGUUAGCCAGUGCUUUUAGUCGUUUAAGCUGUUCGGGAUCAUGCUCAGCUUUAAGAGCGCCUCAAACUCCGGCUCUAACGCCGUCACGAUACGUUAACUUCUUCAGCAAACACAGCGCUGAGGAUAUUUGGAAAGGAAUUACAAGUGUCAGUCCUCAGGGCCGAAAAAGAGGUCGUGCCAAAGGUCUGAGGAAAUUAAUCAGGAAUUUAAAUAAAGGUCAAGUCAUUGGUGUUGGCCGAGCAAAUAUCGUGUUUCCAGGAUUGUCCUCAAACAUCAUCCAAGGUAAAGAGAUAGUGCGACAGCACCAACUUCCCAAGGAUCCUGACUUUGAUGCUAAGCUGGCCAAAAUCAGAGAUACACAAUCUUCUUCAUUAAAGUCCAAUAAACUCACCCCACUUGAGAGAGGAUACACUGGGAGCAAAAUGCCAGGGCGUAGUAUUGGUCCGCCAGAUCCAAUUGGAGAACAAGAAUUUGAAGGAUUUGAUGUCAAAGUUGUAGAGCUCAAGCCUGUAAGUCAUAUGCGAGCAACUGUUGGAAGAUUCCGGCGAGUAAGCGUGACCACUGUAUGUGGAAAUAGAAAUGGUGUGGCCGGCUUUGCCCAUGGAAAAGCUGUUGAUGGAAAGACUGCUAUGCGCAAAGCAAAAAAUCGCUCUGGUCAAAGGUUGAUGUUCAUUGAACGUUACAAUGACCACACGAUUUGUCAUGACUUCUAUUCUCAAUUUGGCCGUACAAAAAUUUUUGCAUGGAAGCGCCCCGAAGGCUAUGGUUUAUUAAAGUGUCACCGCGUCAUCAGAACAAUUUGCGAACUGGUAGGAAUCAAAGAUAUGGAAGCCAAAGUUGAAAAUGCAACCAACAAUCCAAGUGCUGUGGUGAAAGCUUUCUUCCUUGGUUUACUUCGGCAACGAACGCCUCAGCAGUUAUCUGAUGAAGUUAAACUUCACCUAGUAGAGUUUCGCAAAGAAAACGAUUACUGUCCCCGUAUAGUUGCUUCUCCAACAGAGGGUUGUGACGAGUCCAAGUCAGAAAAAGACAUCCCCGACUAUGAUAACUACAUUUGGGAAGGCCGUGUCGUAUUAAGACGGAAGAAAUUCCCACCUUUCUUUGCUAACACUCAAGGUUACAACCAGUAUCUUAGAGUCCAAGAGCGAAAAAGAGGUAUGGAUGCUGUAAAACGCACUUUGAGGAAUGAAUAUGGUGAGCUUCGCAGUUUCUUGGCUGAGAAAUACCCAGAAUGUCGGCCUCCUAAUCAGAUAGUUAAUCGGAUGAAAGCUGCAGAAAAACCUGCUGAAAGUUAAUUAUGUCAAUCAUUUGAAAAUCGAAGGUCCUCAAACUAAGAGCUUGCUGUAGUGCAAUUCUCUGCUCCAGUUUAGCCCUCUCUCGAUUUAUUUUGCCACAACUUUCAGGUAUCAGUGAGUAAAAUCCCAAUAUCAUACCUAUACAUUGAUCGGCAAGAUUUAAAACAAAUGUAAAUAACAGUAAUGAAAGAGAGAAUGAACGAACAGCAUUUAGCAAAAAAUGAUCACGCUAUAUAUUGACAAGAAACCUGGUAAUCACCUACUUCCAUUUAAAGGGAUAGUGCCGAGACCAAGGUGUGCUUCUGCUAUUCUCUCCUUAUGUGUAUUUUGUAAAUAUUCGCUUCAUGAAGCAGCUGGACUUACGUGAGUAUGUAUUAGACAAAAUGUUACUUGUCAAGGUCAAGGAUCAUUUUAAUUUAUACAGGGCGAUUCAAAAACUCCGCACUCCCCCCUUAAUCCUUGGGGUUCUUGCCCCUUUUUGGAAUCCCCUCAAAUCUGUAGGGGGUCCUGAAAGUCAUUUUCCUUGAUGUUGGAGUACUCACAAAAUUUCGAGUCUCAGUCUCAAGUUGUCGAAAACUUACAUGGUGAUGCUCAAUACUGGUGGCGUGGUACUUCUGGAUCGCCCAGUAGAUAAGUCCGUAGUAAAGAAAAGAAGUGAACAGAUUGGUGGUUAGCAUCAAAUUACUUGACAGAUGUUUCAAAUGCAAUGAGCUUUGUGGAAUCUUGGUAUCGUAUUUUAUUCAUAUGACGAUAGCAAAUCUUUUUCAACCUCCGGAAGUUUUUCAAUCUACUUGCCAAUAGCUAUUAGAAAUUCCUAAUUACCUCCUCAGGAUAAUUGCCACCAUAAUUUGUCUUGAAGAGUCUCUUAGUCAUUAUAAUAAAGCUGCUUCUGAUUUGUUAUUUUUGUUGCAACAUAAAUAAGUGAAGUUUUCUUUCAAUAAAAUUUUGUACUGUUUUCAAGUUAA
Molecule: messenger RNA, 2390 nt
Organism: Bemisia tabaci
Lineage: Eukaryota; Metazoa; Arthropoda; Insecta; Hemiptera; Aleyrodidae
Gene: mRpS5
Product: mitochondrial ribosomal protein S5
Biological process (GO): translation
Cellular component (GO): ribosome
Molecular function (GO): structural constituent of ribosome; RNA binding
Source: RefSeq, a predicted model, not a curated record